GGAGACAAGUGAUGGCGCCGACAUGGAGUCUUGGAAGCAAUCUCUCAGUGUUCCUGCCAGGGACACAAGGCCUCAGACCGAGGACGUAAAAAACCAAAAAGGACUCAGCUUCGAAGAUAUGGAACUCCGCCGGGAAUUGCUGAUGGGGAUUUUUGGAGCUGGCUUUGAGCAGCCUUCCCCCAUUCAAGAAGAAGCUAUCCCCGCUGCUCUGGUUGGCAAAGACAUCCUUGCGCGUGCCAAGAACGGGACGGGCAAGACGGCCGCCUUCGUCAUUCCCGCUCUCCAACGAAUCAACCCAAAAGUCUCCAAGAUCCAAUGCCUCAUCCUAGUCCCGACCAGAGAACUCGCAAUGCAGACAUCCCAGGUCUGCAAAACCCUAGGCGCAUACCUCGAUAUCAAUGUCAUGGUUACCACAGGUGGAACAGGAUUGCGGGACGACAUUGUGCGGCUCCAGGACCCCGUGCACAUUGUCGUUGGAACGCCGGGCAGAAUUCUUGACUUGGCAAGCAAGCAAGUAGCCGACCUGAGCGAGUGCCCCAUGUUCAUCAUGGACGAGGCAGACAAGCUUCUUUCGGCCGAAUUCACCCCCGUGAUUGAGCAGGUGCUUCAGUUCCACCCCAAGGACCGACAGGUCAUGCUCUUUUCCGCUACAUUUCCCAUCUCGGUCAAGGAUUUCAAGGACCGGAACAUGAACUCGCCCUACGAGAUCAACCUGAUGGACGAACUCACUCUGCGCGGUGUCACCCAAUACUACGCAUAUGUCGAGGAGAAGCAGAAGGUCCACUGCCUCAACACGCUGUUCUCAAAGCUCCAAAUUAACCAGUCCAUUAUAUUCUGCAAUUCGACAAACCGUGUCGAGCUCCUCGCCAAGAAGAUCACCGAACUUGGCUACUCUUGUUUCUACAGCCACGCCAAGAUGGCACAGCACGCUCGGAACAGGGUCUUCCACGACUUCCGCAAUGGCGUUUGCCGCAACCUGGUUUGCUCCGACUUGCUGACCCGUGGUAUCGAUAUCCAGGCUGUAAAUGUUGUCAUCAAUUUUGACUUUCCCAAGAACGCCGAAACCUAUCUUCACAGGAUCGGUCGGUCAGGCCGCUUUGGCCAUCUUGGUUUGGCUAUCAACCUCAUCAGCUGGGACGAUCGGUUCAACCUGUAUAACAUUGAGCGCGACCUCGACACCGAGAUCAAGCCUAUUCCUGACUUUAUUGACAAGAGUCUCUAUGCCUAUGAGAACCCGGAGACGGUUCCUCGGCCCAUCACAAACUUCCCACAAGCGUCCCAACAGAUCCAGAAACCGCAGCAGACGUUGCCGCAGCCGUCGCCCAAAUCUCCACCGGCAGAUCAGGAGCAAUCGCCCAACCCACAAGUAACCACAGCCUUCCCGAAACAAGAAAACUGGCAGACAGCGAGUGAUCGGCAAAACGGGUCUGGCGCCCCGAACGCCAACCAGGUCUGGGGCGGAUAUCAAGGUCAAGGCAACCGAGGCCCCCCCAAUCCCAACCGCCGUGGAGGUCGCGGUCGUGGCUAUCAAGGCCAAGGUCGACAGCCACAGUACGGCGCCGGGCGCGGCCGCCAAGGUCAGGGUCAGGGUCAGGGCCAAGGCCAAGCGCAGGCUCAACCGCCCAUUUAGCAAGCUUGACAUCUCCCACGUGUCAUAAUGCGGUGUGGCGGAUGAUGCAUGACUAUGACUUUGCGGUUUCCUUUCUAUUUUCCUUUGUUUCACGUUUGGAUUGUACAUAUUCAACCCAACCCUCUACCCGACCACCUUUCCUUCUUGGCGAUGCGGUGGCGAUCGAGCUUCUUGAGCCCUUCGUUUCUGCCACUCGGCGACGUCACGCCUCACGGCCUAGAAUCCUCGGCGGGCU
Messenger RNA from Lasiosphaeria miniovina, 1865 nucleotides. RefSeq names its product ATP-dependent RNA helicase DHH1. The transcript has 2 exons. Gene Ontology annotation, molecular function: mRNA binding; ATP binding; RNA helicase activity. Bases 23 to 1630 code for a protein of 535 amino acids. Gene Ontology annotation, cellular component: cytoplasmic stress granule; P-body. Gene Ontology annotation, biological process: cytoplasmic stress granule assembly; negative regulation of translation; P-body assembly. The record is from RefSeq and is a predicted model, not a curated record. NCBI's taxonomy places the organism in Eukaryota, Fungi, Ascomycota, Sordariomycetes, Sordariales, Lasiosphaeriaceae.